Messenger RNA from Eremomyces bilateralis CBS 781.70, 1023 nucleotides. RefSeq names its product geranylgeranyl pyrophosphate synthetase. Lineage: Eukaryota; Fungi; Ascomycota; Dothideomycetes; Eremomycetales; Eremomycetaceae. The coding region runs from base 1 to 1023 and encodes 340 amino acids. The transcript has 3 exons. The record is from RefSeq and is a predicted model, not a curated record. Gene Ontology annotation, molecular function: prenyltransferase activity. Gene Ontology annotation, biological process: isoprenoid biosynthetic process.
AUGUCGCCGAGCGGUCCAGCAAGCGGCGGGGCAGAGAUCGGCGUCCCCCCGAGGAACCCAAGAAGAAACGAAGAGGGGCGAGAUGAAAGCUCGGGAUUGCCUCAGGCGGUAUGGAACGAUUCGAAGGAGAGCAUCCUCUUGGCCCCGUAUGAGUACAUGUUCGGUCAUCCAGGGAAAGACAUCCGGACGCAGUUGAUUGCUGCGUUCAAUCUAUGGUUGGAUGUGCCAGAGAAAAGCCUAGAAGUCAUCACCAAGGUAGUCGGGAUGUUACACACCGCCAGCUUGCUAGUGGACGACGUAGAAGACGCAUCCUUAUUGCGUCGUGGGGUACCCGUCGCCCAUUCGAUAUUCGGCACGGCGCAAACGAUCAACUCCGCAAACUACAUCUACUUUCAAGCUCUCAAGGAACUGUCCGCGCUGAAGUCACCGAAAGCCAUCGAAAUCUUUACGGACGAGCUCCUCAAUCUCCACCGUGGGCAAGGCAUGGACCUCUUCUGGCGCGACACCCUGACCUGCCCAACCGAAGCCGAUUAUUUGGAAAUGGUCGGAAACAAGACGGGGGGGCUAUUUCGGCUAGCGAUCAAACUGAUGCAGGCGGAAUCCAGCAUAGACAUUGACUGUACCCCUCUCGUCUCCACCAUGGGCACCCUCUUCCAAAUCCUCGACGACCACCUCAACCUCUCCUCCCAAUCCUACUCCGUCCGCAAAGGCCACUGCGAAGACCUCACCGAGGGCAAGUUCUCCUUCCCCGUCAUCCACGCCAUCCGCGCCGACCCCCGCGACCUGGUGCUCGUCUCCAUCCUGCGCCAGAAAACCAACGACGACGAGGUCAAGAAGUUCGCCGUGCGCUACAUGGAGGGGAAGGGCAGUUUUCAGUAUACAAGAGAGGUCAUGGAGGGGUUGCGGGCGCGCGCGGUCGAGAUGGUGGGCGCGUUGGUGGAGAAGGUGGAUGGGUUCCGGGGACAGGGACAGCUGGGUGGGCAAGAGGUCAUGGCAAUCUUGGCGAGGAUGAAUGUCGACUGA